GGCAAGUAAAGAAAAGGAAAAUUCCAUUUGGAGGAGAAGAAGAAGAAGUCUUAGCUGACACUCUUUCUCUUCUUUUUUUUAUUUUUCCCUUCCAAUUCUCUUCCCUGCACAGGAAGAAAUUUCGGGUUCUUUCCAAAAAGCGAAACAUUCGUCAAAACACAAGCAAAGCACACCUACUCAUAACGAAUGUUUGCUCUGGCCUCCAACCCCAAGGCUUUACUUGUUUCUUCACUCCAUCACUGCUUUCUUUAGCAUUCUCCAUCUUUUUCUUAUUUUCAGUGACCACACACACCCCGCCUGCCACUGUAAUAACACCAAGAAUAUAUAGAGAGCGAGAGCAAGAGAGAAAAUAUAACUGCCCAACAAGACAAGAAAGGAUUGGAGAGAGAAAUAAAGAAUACAGAGUAGUGGGUUUUGGUUGGUGAAGCUCGAUAUGGCGUUCGCUUCUAUCUUUUGUUGUGGAAAGGACUUGAAUCGGAAAGAGAGAGGAAAGAAACAACCAACAUGGCGGAUCUUCUCCUUGAAGGAACUACAUGCAGCUACAAACAACUUCAAUUAUGAUAACAAGCUGGGAGAAGGCGGAUUUGGCAGUGUUUACUGGGGUCAGCUUUGGGAUGGAUCACAAAUUGCUGUUAAAAGGUUGAAGGUCUGGAGCAACAAAGCAGAUUUGGAAUUUGCUGUUGAGGUUGAGAUACUGGCACGUGUUCGACACAAGAAUCUGCUUAGCCUACGUGGUUAUUGUGCUGAAGGACAAGAGCGUCUCAUUGUAUAUGACUAUAUGCCUAAUUUGAGCUUGCUUUCUCAUCUUCAUGGGCAGCACUCAGCAGAGUGUCAUCUUGACUGGAAGAGGCGGAUGAAUAUUGCCAUGGGUUCUGCAGAGGGUAUUGCCUACCUUCACCACCAUGCUACCCCACAUAUCAUCCACAGAGACAUCAAAGCUAGCAAUGUGUUGCUAGAUUCAGAUUUCCAUGCACAGGUUGCUGAUUUUGGAUUUGCAAAGCUAAUCCCUGAUGGGGCAACCCAUGUAACCACAAGAGUUAAAGGUACGCUUGGCUACCUUGCCCCUGAAUAUGCUAUGCUGGGGAAGGCAUCAGAGAGCUGUGAUGUGUAUAGCUUUGGCAUUCUGUUGCUAGAGCUUGCCAGUGGCAAGAAACCCCUUGAGAAAACGAGUGGAACUGUGAAACGUACAAUUACUGAUUGGGCUCUGCCAUUGGCAUAUGAAAGGAAGUUCACUGAGCUGGCAGAUCCAAAGCUAAAUGGUAAGUUUGAGGAAGAAGAGUUGAAAAGAGUUGUUCUUGUUGCUCUCAAGUGCGCCGACAAUCGGCCUGAGACAAGACCCACAAUGCUUGACGUUGUAGAACUACUGAAAGGGGAAUCAAAGGAGAAGUUGGAUGAAUUAGAAAAGGAUGAAUUGUUUACAGCACCCCAGCCUGCUGAUUAUAAUGAUGGAGUAUCAGUUGCUGAAGACAGCUCAGACUUCAUAUCAGAGGAGAGGGAUCCGAGACAAGAAUUGAAGGAAAUUGGGCAAUAGAACACUCCUAAUAGCUUUGAUUUGCGUUUUCUUAGAUGUAAAAUUUGGUUUGGUGUACUGGGUUUUUUACUUGGAACACUAGGUGGCGCUAGCAACCCAUUUGUUAUAGUUGUCAGGAAAUGAUGGCUGCUGACUGUUGUGAAAGCACGUUAAUGGCAAUCACGCUUGUGUAUCUUCUUGAUAA
Messenger RNA from Hevea brasiliensis (rubber tree), 1715 nucleotides. RefSeq names its product PTI1-like tyrosine-protein kinase At3g15890. The record is from RefSeq and is a predicted model, not a curated record. Gene Ontology annotation, biological process: protein phosphorylation. NCBI's taxonomy places the organism in Eukaryota, Viridiplantae, Streptophyta, Magnoliopsida, Malpighiales, Euphorbiaceae. Gene Ontology annotation, molecular function: ATP binding; protein kinase activity. The transcript is spliced from 4 exons. The coding region runs from base 434 to 1531 and encodes 365 amino acids.